AUGUUGUCAGAGAAGCUGAAUGAAGCCAUCACAGUGCUCAACAAGGGGCUCCAGGAAGUCAAUGUGCAGAAUAUGAAUGUCGAACUGGUCGUGCAGAUGUUCAAGAACUACCAGUCAAACGUUCUCUUCCAUCUUGAAGGUCUGUCUCUGUUUUCCUUCCGUCUGAUAUUUCCUGCCAACCAACUGACGCUGGGCGCAGCAACGGAGAACUUGAAGGAACCCUCAUAA
Microsporum canis CBS 113480 is the source of this 228-nucleotide messenger RNA. Its product is annotated as DASH complex subunit DAD4. Gene Ontology annotation, cellular component: mitotic spindle; DASH complex. The transcript is spliced from 3 exons. NCBI's taxonomy places the organism in Eukaryota, Fungi, Ascomycota, Eurotiomycetes, Onygenales, Arthrodermataceae. The coding region runs from base 1 to 228 and encodes 75 amino acids. The record is from RefSeq and is a predicted model, not a curated record. Gene Ontology annotation, biological process: attachment of spindle microtubules to kinetochore.